This is a messenger RNA of Monoraphidium neglectum, 2568 nucleotides long. RefSeq lists its product as hypothetical. The transcript has 6 exons. The record is from RefSeq and is a predicted model, not a curated record. NCBI's taxonomy places the organism in Eukaryota, Viridiplantae, Chlorophyta, Chlorophyceae, Sphaeropleales, Selenastraceae. The coding region runs from base 1 to 2568 and encodes 855 amino acids.
AUGCAGGAGGCUUCCUGCUGCGAGCAGGAGGCCACCGCUGGCAAGGGCGUGUGCCUGACUAACUUUUUCCUGUGCCGCCACCCUCUACUGGAGGAGGGCGCGCCGGCGAUCCAGGACGAAACCACGGCGCUUAAGGCUACCAAGGCCAACCCCACGGCCAAGCAGCAGCGGCAGCCGAAGGGGCGGCGCGCCGCCUCGAAAGCGCAGCGGCGGCAGGAGCGCGAGGAGCGCCGGCAGGAGCGAGAGGAGCGUGAUCGGCUUGUCGACAAGACCGUGCGACGGGCGGACGUCGCCCGGACGCCUGCUGAGGUGGCACAGAUCCUCUCCCAGAUCCACCAGGACCCGGCCGCCCUGACUCACCUGGAUGACGAGGCGGCGCUCUGCAUGCGCGCGCCGCUGGAGACCACGCGCAAGCUGCUGCUGUGGCCGCCCUCGCGCCGGCGGAGCCGCAGACGCGGCGGCGGCGGCGGAGCGCGUGCGGCACGGCUGACGGCAGUUGAGGGGGCGCUGCUGCCGGCCCUGGGGGAUGAAUACGGGGCCGGCAUGUUUGUGUAUUGCGAAUCGGGAGUCGAAGAGCCGCUCGGCGCCACGGCUGCGUUCGCGGCUGCGGACGUGCUGCGCUCGCCGGCCCCACUGCCGCCCCCGCUGGCGCCCUCGGCGCCGAUCGACGAGGGCGGCGGAGAAGCAGCAGCCGCGGCGGCGGCCCCGGCGUCGCCGCGGGUGCUGGUGGUGGUGCGUGGCGGGGAGGAGGCCGUCCAGCGAUAUGCGGAAGAGCUGCGCGCGCGGCUCGCGCCCGCCGGCCUGCUCGCGGCGGCGCUGCCGCAGGACCACGCGCAGCAGGCGCGCGUCCUCGCGGUGCGGACGCUCAAUCUCUUCUCGAACGCUGUGGGCAGGCUGCGCCACCUGGCGAGGCAGGCGGACGGCACACUGGGGACAUCGGCGACGGAGCCCCAUGGGACUGCGGCCGCUGAGCCGCGCGGCGAGCAGAUGGAGGCACAUAAUGGUGGGGAUGGGCAGCAGGGAGUGACAGCUGCAUGGUCGGGCUCAUGUCGAGAGGAGGAGCAGCAGGGGCAGCAGGAGCAGCAGGAGGAGCAGGACCAGCAGCAGGAGGAGAAGGAGCAGCAGCAGGAGGAGCUACAGCAGCAGCAGCAGCAGCAGCAGCAGCAGCAGCAGCAGCAGCAGCAAGUGUCUGGGGAUGCGGAUGUACGCAAGACCGCCCAGGAGGCAUCACCGGCAACAGCAGCGGCAGCGGCAGCGGCAGCGGCGUGCGAGCAGUGGGCAUGGGACGGGGGCGCCAGCGCGCGCACCAAGUCCGACGCCUGGGCGCAGUGGCGCGGCUGCGGCGGCGACGACGCGUGCGCGGAGUGGGGGGCGGCGCAUGUGCUCGUGCUGUCCUCUGGCACCGCCAAGGCGCUGCGCACCGCCUGGCAGCGGACUCGCAAGAUCAGGUCAGUGUGCCGCGGCACAGGCGACAACGCGGACGCGCUGGCCCGGGCCGAGGCGGCCGCCGCCGCGGCGCAGGCCGAGCUGCUCCGGGGCUGCGCGCCGCUGCGGCUGCGGCUGGGGGCGCUGCGGUGGCUGGUCGCCGUCGAUGCCGGUGGCCAGGGGGCUGGUGGGGAGGGCAGCGUCAGCCAGGAGGCGGCGGCAGAGGGCGAGGAGGAUGAGGAGGAUGAGGAUGAGAUUGGGGAUGAGGGUGAGGAUGGGGGCGCCGACGGCGAUGAGCCAGGGAAGGCAGAGGCCCCGGGCGGGGCAAACGUCGCGCCCCCGCGGCAGGGCGCCGCGCCCGACCUGCGCAAAAGCUGCGAUCUGCUAUCGUCGGCCGCGUCCGAGGCGCGGCGCGGCGCGGCGGCGCGGGCGUCGGACGGCGCGGGGCCAGAGGGCGACGGCGACGGCGACGGCUCGGCGGCGGGCUAUGAUGAGGGCCUGCGGGUGGUGUAUGUGACGCAGACCCUGGAGUCAACGGGCUUCAAAUUCAGCGGCCUCAAAGUCACGUCGCAGGGCCAAUGGCUUGACGGCCUGGGGACGCUGUCGCUGGUCAAGGGGGCACCCACCCCGACGUGCCUGGCCUUCUAUCACCCGCCUGCAACCGCCGCGUCCGGCCAAAACCCCGCUCCCGCCGCCGGCGGCGGCGCCGGCGCCGGCGCCGGCGCCGCGCGGGCGCUGCGCUGCACGCUGCUGCCGCCGCUGGCGCCCCUGUUCUUGCGUGCGCCCGAGGACGUCCUCACGGGGGUGCGGCGCGCGCUGGAGCUGUGGGGCUGGAGUCUCUCCGCCGCCAGCAAAAGGGUCAGGCGGCCCCUGCCAGGCGUCCCCAGCCACGCCUCUCUCCUGCGGCAGUCCCUGCAGACCUGGCUGCUGCGCUGCCCUGAGGACGCUGACAUCAUCCACCACGGCUUCAUGCCGGGCCGCAGCAAGGAGUUCUACCCGGGCGGCGAGGGCCGUGCGGCCCUGUCACAGGUGGUGGAGCCGCUGGGGCUUUUUGCCAAGAUGUACGGCCCGGGCCAGGGGGUGCCGAGGGCGCGGGGCGCCGCGGUGGUGGUGUCCAAGCAGCGGCUGCCAGAUUACAGGUGA